Molecule: messenger RNA, 1806 nt
Organism: Rotaria socialis
Lineage: Eukaryota; Metazoa; Rotifera; Eurotatoria; Philodinida; Philodinidae
Source: the annotation of a GenBank genome assembly
AUGUUAUUCUUAUUCAUUUUUCUUUUCUCAAUUCAUCUACUACAAUCUUGUCCAUUAACUGAUGAAUACUUAUCUCGUUGUCAUUGUGGCAUAUUAACAAAUGGUGAAUCGUACAUAAAAUGUGAAGAGAAUUCACUUAAUCACAUACCAAAAUUUAAGCGUUCAUAUUCAUACGAUGAACUCAUAUUAAUAAAUAAUAAUAUAAAAAAUUUAUCAUCAACAUCAUUUGAUAAUAUCAAAACAAUAAAACGCAUCAAUUUAUAUGGAAAUAGUUUAUCGUUGAUCGAUGCCAAUCUAUUUCGUUUAUUAGGAAACUAUUUAGAAGAAUUGAUUUUAACUGGUAAUAAUCAAAUAAAUUCAUUAGAAUUUUUAACACGUUAUCCAUUGAAAAAAUUACGUUUACUUAAACUUAAUCGUUUUAAUUUAACAAAUAUAGAUUUAGAAAAAAGCUUUCUAAAUAUGACAAAUCUCGAAGUAGUUUAUUUAAAUUCAUGUCAAUUAAAACAAACUCCACAUAUAAAUCAUAUUAAGUAUUUAGAUUUAGAAAAUAACUUUUUAUCAAAUACAAUAUUUCUUUCAACAUCCUAUUAUCAACUUAAUCUUGCCAAUAAUCACAUAUCAUCAAUAAUAUUGCAAAAUAAUAAAAAUUUAAUAUCAUUAAAUCUUUCAAAAAAUAAUUUAAAUGAAUUUUAUUCACUAACAAUAUCGAAUAAAAAUUUAACAACAUUAGAUUUAAGCUGUAACCAUUUAACAUUUAUUGAUUGGGCAAUAUUAAAUGAUAAAUUAUUGUAUCUUAAUCUUAGUUCAAAUUAUUUUUCAACAAUUAAAUUUAAUUCAUUUCCAAAAUCUCUAACAUUACUCGAUUUAAGUUCAAAUCAAUUGAAAACUCUUGAAAAAAAUCAUUUUUUCCAACAAUUAAAUUAUCUCAAUCUUAAUUUAAAUCCAUUCGAUUGCGAUUGCCAUUUAAAAUGGUUAAGAAAUCUAAUGAAAAAAUUGAAUACAACGACAUGGUCAUGUUCAUCAUCGGAUUUUAAAUGCCAAUCAAAUUUCAUGCCACAAAUCAGUAUUUUUAAUAUAACUUUUAUGAAAUAUUUCUCUCAACACGGUUUUUCUAUACAAUGGUCCAUCAUUGAUGAUUAUCAAACAAUUGAUUAUUUACAAAUAACAAUCGAUAAACCAUAUCGAAUGUCACGAAAAAUUUCCUCAAAUCAAACACAUGCUGUUAUUUUAAAUCAUAUAGAAUUAUAUCAAUAUUAUCAUAUAUGUUUAAUAUUAAUACAUAAAUAUGCAAAUGAUAAAUAUUGUCAAGAUAUAUUUACGAAAAAUCCAAUAUUAAAUAAAAUGAAACUUCAAGAAAGUGAUCUCAUUUUAAAUGAUAAUAAUAAUAAUGAAAUUGAAAUCAAUACAAAUGAUUUUAAUGAUAAUCAUUUAUAUUUAUUAUUAAUUGGUUCAUGUAUUGGUGCUUUAUUAACAUUUAUAUUACUUUUAACAUGUUGUUAUUUAUGUUAUCGAUUAUAUAAAUAUAAAAAUAUCAAUGAACAACCGAUUUAUGAACAAUGUUCACAACAUAUUCAUUAUCCAAUUUACCAUUCACACCCAACAUGUUCACAUCAUCAAAUAAUAUAUAAUUCGGAAAAUAUAUCAAAUUCAACGGAUAGUAGUCAUAUUGACACAUCACUGUCAUCGACAACAAAUAAUCCAAAACAUAUUUAUCAAACCAUUGAUAGUCAAGAAUAUCGAUCAUUGAAAAGACAACAUCAACAACUAUUUGAAUUAUGGAAGGAAUCUGUUAAACAGAAUAGAUAA